Molecule: messenger RNA, 3980 nt
Organism: Coregonus sp. 'balchen'
Lineage: Eukaryota; Metazoa; Chordata; Actinopteri; Salmoniformes; Salmonidae
Source: the annotation of a GenBank genome assembly
AUGCUGAAGUAUCUUAGCAGUCUGUGUACCAAUGUAGGUAACUUGGAAUAACCAUUUAAUGGUUUCAAUACAUUUCAUUUCUUUAAUGAAAGACACCCACAGUUUUAAUGAUAGAUACAGUGUGCUUAGCACUUAUCCUGUAAUAAGAUGUUUACUUUAGGUGUGGCAGGUAACACUUUACUUUAGCUUGGAAAAAAGGGAUACUUCAAUGUUUCAACAAUGUAUACCUAACGACUGGCAAAUAACAGAGAGUGAUAUAGUUUGAUAGACUGGCAUAAAGUCCUAGUAAUUAAGGCACACAGGCACACACAUACACACACACACACACACACACACACUCACCCCCCCCCCCCUCCCACACACACACCACACACACACUCAUUCCCCCGCACACAUCACACACACAGGCAUUCCAUUACAGUUUCCUCACAGGGUGGAAACUGAACACUGGUCCUUAAAGGCAAACAGACUGUGGCGGUGCCAAGGCUAUUGGAGAGUGUUGUAAAGUCACCCUCUCCUCCCCCUGUCCGUUCCCUGUUCUCUCCUCCUCUCCUCUCCCACCUCCACAAGGCCCGCCCCAGGGCUCAGACUAUAUCAGGAGCCAGCCUCCCUCUGUCCAACUCCACACUCCUGGAGGCUCCAGCUCUACAACGGUCCUCUCUCCUCUCUCCUCCACUCCACUGACCUACAGCAGCCAGCAAGUCAGCAUGUCUUACUACUCGUACAAGAGCUCCAGCGGUGGCGGCCCCAUGAACUUCUCCGGGGGCUCCAACAUCAUCUCAAGCCGGGUCGGCUACGUGUCCAGUGCCCCCAAGGCCUUCAGCGUGUACGGAGGUGGUUCCGGCGGUGGCACCCGCAUCUCCUCUUCCUCCGUACGCUCAGUAUCCUCUGGGUACGGCGGUGGGGCCGGCUUCGGUGGUGGCUAUGGAUCCGGCGGUGGUGGUUAUGGAUCCAGAGGUGGUGGCGGCUUCAACCUGUCCAGCACCCUGGAUGGCGGCGCCAUCCACCUGAACGAGAAGGCCACCAUGCAGAACCUGAACGACCGCCUGUCCACUUACCUGGAUAAGGUGCGCUCGCUGGAGGAGGCCAACUCCAAGUUGGAGAUUCAGAUCAGGGAGUAUUAUGAGAAGAAGGGGCCUGCCGCCGAGAGGGACUACAGCAAAUACUGGGCCAUCAUCAACGACCUGAAGGACAAGGUAGUGUGCUGACCUCGUCUGCUAUUAGCUGAUCAAAUCCAUCAUUUCGUAUCUUGCAGUGUUAAGUAGGCAGUGCUGACAGGCUACUAGGGUAAGGAAAAUCAGCUUACUGUAUGUAGGAAUGAAGAACACAACAUUCAUAAUGUAUACUUCAGGAUUGACUUAUAGUUUUUAAUCAGAGUUCAGAGGGUUAGAAAAUCAAUGAGCUGUCACUGACAUUUAUAGAUUCUGAGAUUAUUUUUAAAAGAUGGCUAUUUAAGACCUAUAAUGAAAGAAAUCUGAAGCAAGGAAGUUACAAGGUCGUUCCAGGAGCUGCUAAAAAUGGCUGAUUUCUUUUUCUGGUAGAUUCAUAUUUAGGUUUUUAGGAAGUGUUAACUCCUUGUGUAUUCAACAAGCUUUGCGACAGAUGCAAUAGCGUAUCAAAAUACUAUCAGCUUCCAAGUUGACUAACUGUGAUUCUACCAUGGUGAACAAUGAAAGUCUUUCAUGUUUUCUUUUAGAUCAACGGUGCCACAUGCAACAACGCCAACAUCCUGCUGCAGAUUGACAACUCUAAACUGGCUGCUGAUGACUUCCAGACCAAGUAAGGGCACUUCCUCAAUCAGCUCCAUAGUAUCAGCUAUUACAAAACUAGGUUAUAAGAGGCAAACAAGCAAAUAAUCACUCAAAAGGUACAUGUCUUAUUUACAAUUUUGGAUUCAAAUGUCUCAUGAUAACUUCCUCCCUUUCUCCCAACCAAUCAGGUUUGAGCAUGAGCUGAUGAUGCGCCAGUCGGUGGAGGCUGACAUCGCCAACCUGCGUCGCCUGCUGGACCAGACCACUCUGACCAAGGCCGACCUGGAGAUGCAGAUCGAGGGUCUGCAGGAUGAGCUGGCCUACCUCAAGAAGAACCACAUAGAGGUGCGGGGGCAAUUCCCUUUUUUCCCUUUUUUCCAUUGCAGUGAUGAGAUGUUAUUCAGUAUAAACACACCCCAGUGACAAUAGAGAGGAGAAAGUUAGUGGCGGGGGAUUGUUUUGAAACAUUGGAUAGAAAGUAAGAGGGAUGAGAGUGACUCCAUUUCCCAUGAUUCCACAGGAGCUGGCAGCCAUGCGUGCUCAACUCACCGGCACAGUGAACGUGGAGGUGGACGCAGCGCCCCAGCAGGACAUGUCCAGGAUGAUGGAGGAGAUCCGCACCCAGUACGAGGGCAUCAUCGACAAACACCGCCGCGACCAGGAGGCAUGGUUCAACGACAAGGUAACCGUCGCCAUGGCACACCUCACCAAAAUUCCCCAUCUGUCUCCCACACUAAUCUUUUGUAAUUACAUCUUCAAAACCAAAAUAUGUAAUUAACUGUAAUUAACAAUAUGUAAUUAACUGUAAUGUCUUUGAAGAUGGUGGUUUAAGUUCUUCAGGAAAGUGAGCUACAGUGGGAUUAAAAUGGCGGCCCUGGUUUGUUUGUAUUUCAGUCAGCCAACCUGUCCAAGGAGGUGGCCACCAGCACAGAGAUCAUCCAGACGACCAAGACAGAGAUCAACGACCUGAGACGCACCGUGCAGGGCCUGGAGAUCGAGCUGCAGUCACAGCACAGCAUGGUGAGCCAGCAUCACUAACGUCUGACAACGGACCACAGUUUAGGGGCCACAAUUUACACUACUUUAUGCCACUUUUGGCAACAAUCAACAUUUGACUCUCUUUCACCAUUCUCAUUCUCAAUCCUCUGGAGUCUAGUUUCUCUCUUUCAACAGAGGGAAAGAGCGAGAUAGGAGGGCAUGGUUGAAAGGGAUUGACGAGAUAGGAGGGAGGGAAGAAGGGGGAGGACUUGGAGAGAGAUUGAGUAGGAGAGGGAAAAUGGGAAAGCAAUGGAAAAAGGCUAAAAGUGGGGGAUUGGUGGACACGGGGGAGGUUAGGGUUAUGCAGAGGUUUUCUGCUUUUUAAAGGCAUCUGCACCCUCUCUGGAAGACAGCAAGAGUAUGAGUGUUUCCAAAGGAAUGCAGUGAAAGAGCUAGAGCCUAACUCCCAUGGAAACUUAGCUGGGGCUUAUCAAACUCAGUAAAAUAUAUCUAAAUCCAUCCCGCUGCAGUAACAAGGCUACAUUCCAUCUUGGUCUAAAGCACAGGAGGUUGGUGGCACCUUAAUUGGGGAGGAUGGGCUCGUGGUAAUAGCUGGAGAAUCAGUGUGACUGGAUUCAAACACAUGGUUUCUAUGUGUUUGAAGCCAUUCCAUUAGCUCCGUUCCAGCCAUUAUUAUGAGCCGUCCUCCCCAAAGCAGCCUCCACUAAAGGCCAUUUAAAGAAAAGAAACAUCUGCUGCAAUUCCUUUUUUGGGAAUACAUAGAACUCAGUAUCUCAUUUCAAAUAAGCACCCCAAAGAAGUGACCUUGCUGUGCUUAGUGGCGCCCGGCAUAUUUGUGUUAACUCUCAACAUAGUCUUGGUAUGGUGUAUUAGCAGAAGUUUGUUGACAUUUGCUUAUCAAAGUUGAUUAAGUGCAAUAACUAUGUCUGGUUUAAGGUUUAUUUUCAUUAUUUCUAUAAUUGCAUUUCCUGUUACUGACCCUGUAUCACCUCUAUCGCCACACAGAAAGCAGCUAUGGAGAACACACUGAGAGAAACAGAGGCCCGCUACAGCGCCAUGCUCUCGGGCUACCAGAACCAGAUCGACAUGCUGGAACAGGAGCUAAACAGGGUGCGCCAGAGCAUCGAGACGCAGGGCCACGAUUACAAGAUGCUGCUGGACAUCAAGUCCCGUCUGGAGCAGGAGAUCGCCACCUACAGGGGCCUCCUGGAAGGGGAGGAGUCCAGGUAA